This is a messenger RNA of Menidia menidia (Atlantic silverside), 2209 nucleotides long. Lineage: Eukaryota; Metazoa; Chordata; Actinopteri; Atheriniformes; Atherinopsidae. The record is from the annotation of a GenBank genome assembly.
CCGGUCGUCAGCGUAUUAGCUCACAAUUGUAAGUAUUUUACGUUUUGUGAAAAAAACUUAAGAGGAAGCACGAGCGCCUCAGCUGCGGCGACUUCCUGUUAAACAGACGACUGUGGAGUGGCAGAAAGCGAUGGUUUUCGGAAGAUAAUAUUCCCAUCCUGUGAAACCAGAAAAAAAGUUAAUUCAAAAUGAGCUGGAUUCCCUUCAAGAUUGGACAACCCAAAAAACAGAUUGUCUCUAAAACUGUUGAGAGAGACUUUGAGCGAGAAUAUGAUAAACUCCAAAAACUGGAGGACCAGACAAAGAAGCUUCACAAAGACAUGAAGAAAAGCACGGAGGCUGAUUUAGCCAUGUCCAAAGCAGCUGUGAAGAUUUCUGCAGAUCUGCUGAGUAACCCGCUGUGUGAGCAGGACCAGGCCUUCCUGGAAUCUAUGAUGGCUUUAGAUAAAGCAAUGAAGCGGAUGGACUCCUUUAACCAGGAGAAGGUCAAUCAGAUUCAGAAAACAGUGAUAGACCCUCUGAAAAAGUACAGUGGUGUGUUUCCCAGCCUUAACAUGGCAGUCAAACGUCGAGAACAGGCGCUGCAGGACUACAAACGCCUGCAAUCCAAAGUGGAGAAAUAUGAAGAGAAAGAAAAAACGGGGCCUGUUAUGGUCAAACUACAUCAGGCAAAAGAUGAGCUCCGACCGGUAAGAGAGGACUUUGAAGCCAAAAACAAGCAGCUGUUGGAUGAGAUGCCCAAGUUCUACCAGAGCCGCAUAGACUACUUCCAGCCGAGCUUUGAGGCCCUCAUCCGGGCGCAGGUUGUCUAUUUCACUGAAAUGUACGAGAUCUUCAAUGAUUUAACGGAGCAGAUCGACCAGGCAGGGCUGACUGACGAGCAGAGGCAGAGGGAGACUGAGACCAAGCUCAGCGAGCUGCGCGCUCUGUCCAUUGUGGCCGAUGACUGAGGAAAGCUGAACAUUGGGAAGGUCUCUUUUCAUGCCUCUCUGAAUGGAUUCCACUUUUUCUAAGCCCCUCUGGAGUUCAAACGGACAACAAUGGCCUUAACUUGAUAAUCAGUUUGUUUCUUUGUGGCCUAUGCACCCCCCCUUUCCUUUCGUGCUUUACUCUAAUUUUUCUUCGUACAGACACUAAAAAGCAGCUCAAUGCCACUUCAACUAAGCCAUCAGCCAAGGGUGACAUACUAGGCCAAUAUCUUUUAAAAAAAACUUUUUUCUUUUUUUUUUGCAAAGGAAUCAAAUCCAUUUUCCUCUGAAACCAUUGCCAGUUUUACAGUGCAUGGUUUCAAAGAUAUUGCUUUUUUAUGCAGGAAAUUAAGGAGAAUAUUCUUGGUCUAAUCUGCUAUCAUACCAAUAGUCUGUCAAAGUUUUUAUCACUGAAGACGGAAAUCAUAAUUAUUGGAUUUAAUCCUAAAUGAUGGACCACAGAUUAUCAGCGAAAAGCGGUAGACUUCUGUAUUUUGGGUUAUUUGUAGUUUGAUUGUGUGCCAGCCUGCGUAAGGGGGUUUUAAGUGGGGUGUACAACUUUUGUAUUUGUAUAUUCAUGUUCCUAUAAUGUGUCUGACUGGGUGCGACGUACAGACUAACUUGUGUGAUACGAGACGGAGCGGCGCAGGAAGGUGGACACACCAGCUGACUGGUUCUCUGUCCCCGAAAAAGAAAGGCUUGUGCUCCCUCUAGUGGGAAAUGCUGAGUACAACACCUCUGUCGCUCACAGCCUCCAUCCUUUGUUCUAUUGUUGGUUAGAAAAACAGGCUUUCACAUUGUUGGUAUCCUUUAAAGUCCUUUCUCUUUACCCUGGAAGCGAAGCAUUUGUUUUUGGCCUCCCACUAUUUUGGACCAAACCUUUUUGCCAUUGCACUCCUUUGUUUCCACCCUCCAUCAGGUAAACUGUCGUCGUGGUAAAUAAGAUUUGUAGUGAUUAACACAUUAAUGAUACUUAUGGCAAUUUUUUAAUCUUGUUUUUGAAUAUUUUGAAGGAUACUCUUUUAUUUUGUUGCCAGUCUUUAUGUUUAGACUGGCAGGCUGUUUGUGUUUGUGUUGAAUUAAUGAAGGUGCUCUUAAGAGUAGUAAGUUAUAGUAAUUUAAGAUAUUUCUGUAGUUGUCACCACGAGGUGUGGCUAUUCGAAUGUAAAAGCGCAGACUGAAUAAAAUGUUUUCAGCUGUACUGGUCAAUCAUUGAGUAAAGUAACUGAAACAAUCAACAA